GAAAGCCAAUCAGGAAGACGACAAAGACACUCGCUGACUCUCUCUCUCCCUCUCUCUCUCUCUUUCUUCACAUACACACAUUGCCUCUGCUUCAUUUAAUUGGUUUCCGUAAUCCAGUUUGGCAAUUUCUACCUUUUGAGAUUUAAUUUUCUCACUCUCUCCGAUCCCAAUUUCUCAUUUUCUUCCCCUCGAAAUCUCACCCGUUUUCUCGAGAAAAUUCAAAGUGUUUUUUUAAAAAAGUUUUUCUCUGAAAGUGCUGAGAGAAACUCUGAAUUUCGCUCUGUAAAAUCUUGUGCGAGUCCACCAGAAUCUCUCGGUUUCAAUUUUAAGCAGAAUAUCGAGGAUAAUUCUCUCAAAAUUUUCCCCCUUUUUUUUAAUUUUUUUAUAUAAUCUGACGUAAUCUCGAGAAAUUCCCCACCUUUUUAUUUUUUUUGCUGUCUUGGAGCUGAGAAAAUCUUCAAUCAAGAGCCGCCCAGAUGAAAAAUUCGUCUCCGUUAACUACUUUCGGUCGAUGGGGACCUCCAGAUUUCAAAUACCCAUGAUUGAUUGACGCCGAACCCCUCCGUCUCUCGAGUUUAUUCCGAUAAACUCUUCUUUCGGAAUCUCGAACAAUUCUCAAAUUACGACAUGGUUUCCGGAGGUAACGGCGGUAGUGGCCGCGGACGUGGUGAAGAAGCAGCGUCGUCAAGUCACCGUGCCGAACGCAGUCUCCACACCACAACUUAUCACCGGAGAGAACAAGCUCAAUCUUCUGGGACGAAAUCGCUUAGGCCGCAAAAUCAGCCGCAGAGCCACACUGAAUCAGUGAGCAAAGCCAUUCAACAGUACACCGUCGACGCGAGGCUCCACGCCGUCUUCGAACAGUCUGGCGAGUCCGGCAAGUCGUUUGAUUACUCACAGUCCCUCAAAACGACGACGUACGGGUCCUCUGUACCGGAGCAGCAGAUCACGGCGUAUCUCUCUAGGAUCCAGCGAGGAGGCUACAUCCAGCCCUUCGGAUGUAUGAUCGCCGUCGAUGAAUCCACCUUCAGAAUCAUCGGCUACAGCGAAAACGCGCGGGAAAUGUUAGGCCUUACUCCUCAGUCCGUUCCUAGCCUCGAGAAACCGGAGAUUCUAGCGAUGGGAACAGAUGUGCGCUCUCUCUUCACGGCGUCGAGCUCAAUUCUCCUCGAGCGUGCUUUCGUGGCUCGAGAAAUCACACUGCUGAAUCCGGUUUGGAUCCACUCCAAGAACACCGGUAAGCCCUUUUACGCAAUUCUCCAUAGGAUCGACGUUGGAGUCGUUAUCGAUUUAGAGCCAGCUAGAACCGAAGAUCCGGCGCUUUCGAUCGCCGGAGCAGUCCAAUCGCAGAAGCUCGCGGUUCGCGCGAUUUCACAGUUACAGUCGCUUCCCGGUGGGGACAUCAAGCUUCUCUGCGACACUGUUGUGGAAAGCGUGAGAGACCUCACUGGAUACGACCGUGUAAUGGUCUACAAGUUUCACGAAGACGAGCACGGAGAAGUUGUCGCCGAGAGCCGGCGAGAAGAUUUAGAACCUUACAUCGGUCUACAUUAUCCGGCAACUGAUAUUCCUCAAGCGUCACGGUUCUUAUUCAAGCAGAACCGUGUCCGUAUGAUCGUAGAUUGCCACGCCACACCGGUUCUUGUGGUCCAGGACGAUAGGCUCACUCAGUCUAUGUGCUUGGUUGGUUCUACUCUAAGGGCUCCUCACGGAUGUCACUCUCAGUAUAUGGCUAACAUGGGAUCUAUUGCAUCUUUAGCUAUGGCAGUUAUAAUAAACGGCAACGAAGAAGACGGGGGCAAUGUCGGUGGUGGGAGAAACUCAAUGAGGCUUUGGGGUUUAGUCGUUUGCCAUCACACCUCUUCUCGCUGCAUACCGUUUCCUCUAAGGUAUGCUUGCGAGUUUCUAAUGCAGGCAUUUGGUUUACAGUUAAACAUGGAACUGCAGUUAGCAUUGCAAAUGUCAGAGAAACGCGUUUUGAGAACGCAGACACUGUUAUGCGAUAUGCUUCUGCGUGAUUCUCCUGCUGGGAUUGUUACACAGAGUCCUAGUAUCAUGGACUUAGUGAAAUGUGACGGUGCAGCGUUUCUUUACCAUGGGAAGUACUACCCGUUGGGUGUUGCUCCGACGGAAGUUCAAAUAAAAGACGUUGUCGAGUGGUUGCUUGCGAGUCAUGCGGAUUCGACAGGGUUAAGCACGGAUAGUUUAGGCGAUGCAGGAUAUCCCGGUGCAGCUGCGUUAGGGGAUGCUGUGUGCGGUAUGGCGGUUGCGUAUAUCACAAAAAGAGACUUUCUUUUCUGGUUCCGUUCUCAUACUGCCAAAGAAAUCAAAUGGGGAGGCGCUAAGCAUCAUCCAGAGGACAAAGAUGAUGGGCAACGGAUGCAUCCUCGUUCGUCCUUCAAGGCUUUUCUUGAAGUUGUUAAGAGCAGGAGCCAGCCAUGGGAAACUGCAGAAAUGGAUGCGAUUCACUCGCUCCAGCUUAUUCUAAGAGACUCUUUUAAAGAAUCAGAGGCAGCUAUGAACUCUAAAAAUGCAGAGGGUGCGGUUCAGCCUUGUAGGGAUAUUGCGGGAAUGCAGGGGAUUGAUGAGUUAGGGGCAGUUGCAAGAGAGAUGGUUAGGCUCAUUGAAACCGCUACUGUUCCUAUAUUUGCUGUGGACGCUGGAGGCUGCAUUAAUGGAUGGAACGCUAAGAUGGCGGAACUGACAGGUCUCUCGGUUGAAGAAGCUAUGGGGAAGUCUCUGGUUUCUGAUCUAAUAUACAAAGAGAACGAAGAAACUGUUGAUAAGCUCAUUUCUCGUGCUCUGAGAGGGGACGAGGACAAGAAUGUGGAGGUGAAGCUGAAAACUUUCAUCCCCGAACUUGAAGGGAAUGCAGUUUUUGUGGUUGUGAAUGCGUGUUCGAGCAAGGACUACUUGAACAACAUUGUCGGCGUCUGUUUUGUCGGACAGGAUGUCACUGGUCAGAAAAUCGUAAUGGAUAAGUUCAUCAACAUACAAGGAGACUACAAGGCCAUUGUCCAUAGCCCAAACGCGCUGAUUCCGCCAAUCUUUGCGGCGGACGAGAACACGUGCUGCCUUGAGUGGAACAUCGCGAUGGAAAAGCUCACGGGUUGGUCCCGCAGUGAAGUUAUUGGGAAAAUGCUUGUUGGGGAAGUGUUUGGUAGCUGUUGCAGGCUAAAGGGUCAUGAUGCUUUAACCAAGUUCAUGAUUGCAUUGCAUAACGCGAUGGGUGGCCAAGAAACGGAUAAGUUCCCUUUCCCGUUCUUUGACCGCAACGGGAAGUUUGUUCAGGCUCUAUUGACUGCAAACAAGCGGGUUAGCCUCGACGGAAAGGUUAUUGGGGCUUUCUGCUUCUUGCAGAUCCCGAGUCCGGAACUGCAGCAAGCUUUAGCAGUCCAACGGAGGCAGGACACAGAGUGUUUCACGAAGGCGAAAGAGCUAGCUUACAUUUGUCAGGUGAUAAAGAACCCUUUGAGUGGUUUGCGUUUCACAAACUCACUGCUGGAAGCUACAGACUUGAACGAAGAUCAGAAAGAGUUCCUUGAAACGAGUGUUUCUUGCGAGAAACAGAUCUCGAGGAUCGUCAGUGACAUGGAUCUUGAAAGAAUUGAAGACGGUUCAUUUGAGCUAGAGAGAGCAGAGUUUUUCCUCGGAAGUGUCAUAAACGCGAUAGUAAGCCAGGCGAUGUUCUUAUUAAGGGAGAGGGCUCUUCAGCUGAUCCGUGACAUUCCCGAAGAGAUAAAAUCUAUAGCUGUUUAUGGAGACCAGACAAGGAUUCAACAGAUCCUGGCUGAGUUUCUUCUGAGUAUAAUCCGGUAUGCACCGUCUCAAGAGUGGGUGGAGAUCCAUCUAAGCCAAGUUCCGAAGCAAAUGGCUGACGGAUUCUCCGCUAUCCGCACAGAGUUCAGAAUGGCGUGCCCAGGUGAAGGUCUGCCUCCAGAGCUGGUCCGAGACAUGUUCCAUAGCAGCAGGUGGACGAGUCCUGAAGGGUUAGGUCUAAGCGUGUGUCGAAAGAUUCUGAAGCUAAUGAACGGUGAGGUUCAAUACAUCCGAGAGUCGGAACGGUCCUAUUUCCUCAUCAUUCUCGAACUCCCUGUUCCUCUGAAACGCCCUUUUUCAACCGCUAGCGGCAGCGGCGACAUGAUGUUGAUGAUGCCAUAGUAGCCACACUUAUAAGCUGGCACGAGAGUUUGUAUCAUUGUAUGUGUAUGUGUGUGUGAGUCUAACGACACCGGAGGAGGAUAGAGAGUUUUUGUUUCCGGUGAGAAUUGUAGAGAAGAGGAAGAGGAGGUCGUUUGCGUUUGGCUCGCCGGAAAAGAAAACGUAACAGUAGUUAUAGAGUCUGCGAGACUUGUUUUCUUUUGUUUGCCCCGUGUAUAUUUGAUAACUCCGAGAGAGGCAAAAGAAUGAGAAAAGAAGAGAGAGAUAUUGAUUGAUUGACCAAAUCCUUUUUAAUUGUUACUCGUUGUUUCCAAACAAAGCUGACGGCGGUCACCGGAGCUGAUCUCGCCGGCGAUCGUGUAUAUUUUCAAAGAAAAUUUGUCGGAG
This is a messenger RNA of Thlaspi arvense, 4548 nucleotides long. The record is from the annotation of a GenBank genome assembly. Lineage: Eukaryota; Viridiplantae; Streptophyta; Magnoliopsida; Brassicales; Brassicaceae.